Messenger RNA from Aureobasidium subglaciale EXF-2481, 2159 nucleotides. RefSeq lists its product as uncharacterized. The transcript is spliced from 5 exons. Gene Ontology annotation, molecular function: protein binding. Lineage: Eukaryota; Fungi; Ascomycota; Dothideomycetes; Dothideales; Saccotheciaceae. The coding region runs from base 252 to 2159 and encodes 635 amino acids. The record is from RefSeq and is a predicted model, not a curated record.
GCCCAAUCGUACAAUGGGAGCGAUUUAAAGCCACCUACCAAUCGUAUUUGCAUGGAUUUGCGACAGAGAAAAACCGUUGACCAGGACAACAAAUCAAAGCCGCCAAGCCAACGCGGUCGGUGAGUGCACUUGCAAAUGAUGCGGACUACUUGGAAUCUUACACGUCACCUUCCACCGCAACUCAGAGCAGCAUUCUACAGUACAAUAUCUUCAAUGUCGUUCUUCCCAUAUAAGAGAGCCACGAUCCCACAAUGAACGGCGACACGAGUGCGCUGGACAAACUGUCGGCUCACAUUGCCAGAGCGAUCGUGCAGCAAAUCGCGACGGUUAGCGCGUCAGGGCACACACCACCGGCCGUGUGCAAGCUCGACCUGAAAGGCUAUAUCGAUGGUGAUGUUUCGUCGUCUAUUGACUUUGGCAGUUUUGACAUUUCGCCGCUGAUUGAGAGUGCGCGGAGUUCUGUGGCUGCAGAAACACAUCUUGAGUCUUCUGUCGAGAGGAUACAGGAGUCGCAGGCUAGAGCAGGGCAUGAGGCUGUGCCUUCUGGGGAAUAUGUGCCUAGACGGAGUAGUCGGUCACGACGUGCUAUGAAUAAUGACUCGGAUUCGGAAACAUCGAAACGUCGAAAAAUCACUGGAGGACUAAGGCUACAACGACCGACUGGAUCAGCGCAUCAGAGCAUGUCUCCUGAGGUCGGUGAUAGUGAGCAAGCACCUGUACGUCGGCUUCAGACAGAUGUCCGGGAGAAACCGCAGAGACGAACAGCGCGAGAUGAACCAGCAUUGCGACCUUCCACGCUCAAUAAAUUGAUUGUAGGGAUCUGGGAGCAGGUGUUUAGUAGCAUGAGCUUCGACAUAAGUGUCGUCUCUAGCGAAUGGCGAACAACCGGAUUCCAGACCCAUCGAUCUCUCAUCACGGACAUGGCACAAGAAGACCAGCCGACGGCUGUACAAGUACCACCGGCCACAGCACCGGACCGAACUUUCAGCCGCAUGAACUUGUUGUGUCGAAAGAUCAGCCAAGCCAGUCGCUGCUCGCGAGCACUUGAAGUCGUAGUCCAGGCUUCAUGGAUUGAGCAUUUUGAUCGCCAGGUGCAGGAGAUUGCUAAGGAUAAUCCUCAACUAUCAGCCACUAAAGCGAGAAUGAAGGCACUCGCGCAAGCAUGUUCUGAAAUUGGCUGGAGCGAGAAAGAGAUACGAAACAAGAUGGCUAUUUGGCGCGGAUACAAAGAGAUCAAAGACCAUGGUGGCUGGGUAUGUCUAGUUUUUGCAGGCAUGGGCAUCUACAGAUUCUGCAAAUACCGCAUUGGGUUUGAUCCCGAGUCAAUGGCUAUCCUUAGGCGGACAAGGACUAGAUUUGAGGUGGCCGCGGACACACUGCAUCCGCACUGGCGAGAUAUGCUAACGAUCGUCGGUGACACAUCCCCCCGUGUCUAUACUGGGCAUCCACACGACUGGGUAGUCUCGGACCACGACGACCCGGUAUCCUUGAAACAAACCUACCUACAAUACGACCCGAACUUUAGCUUUACCCAUAUGGACUCAUCCAUCGUGGAUUCAUACGCUUUCGGAGCGGACGAUCCACGCCAAAUCACCGUACACUCACAUCAAGCAGCUCACAUCUGUACCGUCUGCGGAGAGAAACAAUCGGAAGAUGUGACAGAAAGCACUUGUUGUUGUUUCCCGAACCUCUUUGGAAGCGAUCAGUUACCAAUUGCACCUGUUCAGAUCUUCCGCACCAAGAACGGACGCAAUAACGGGUUACUAGCAUGUUGUUGCCCACCACAGCCCUUCGAACGUGGUGUCGCAAUCGGCGAAUUUACAGGCCUCAUUACAAAAGGUCUCGAAGGCAUGGACGUCAUGCAAGCAGAAGCAGAACAACGCUACCAAAUCUACCAAGGCCGAGAAGGAAACUACACUCGUUUCGUUAACCACUCUUGCCGCCCCAACUCGCAGUUUCAGAGAUUCGUGUGGUUGGGUACGCAGAGGAUUAUCUUGGUGAGUAGGGGUAUUGAGGCUGGUCAGGAGAUUACGGUAGAUUAUUCGGAUGCUUAUUGGCGCAAUUUGCCUAAGACGUGUUUGUGUCAGGAGAGCUGUUGUAGGUUUAAGGAUAGGGAGAGAGUGCAGCCGAGGAUCGAGACUGCUUCACCGAGUACGUGA